UGUAGAUAUUUAAAACCUGCUUGCGUCGAAGAAAGGUUAAAUUUCGCUCAAACGUGGAGUAUGCGCUGUUCCUGACCAGAAAUCGUCGGCUUUUGACAUCUCCAAGACUGAUUGUUUUCCGAGCCGCCCGCCAUGUCGAAAGCUGGAGCGUUGGAUCUUGCAUCGGGCCUCGGCGGCAAGUUGGACAAGGGCGAGGUCCUUUCCGCGGUUGAAAAGUAUGAGAAGUACCAUGUUUGUUAUGGGGGUGAAGAGGAGGAGAGAAAAGCCAACUACUCUGACAUGGUUAAUAAAUACUAUGAUCUUGUUACGAGCUUUUACGAGUUCGGCUGGGGAGAGUCUUUCCAUUUUGCACCUAGAUGGAAUGGCGAGUCUCUGCGGGAGAGCAUAAAGAGGCACGAGCACUUCCUUGCUUUACAAUUAGGUUUGAAACCUGGACAGAAGGUGUUGGAUGUUGGAUGUGGUAUCGGUGGACCACUGAGAGAAAUUGCGAGAUUUAGUUCUACUUCAGUCACUGGAUUGAACAACAAUGAGUACCAGAUUUCAAGAGGAAAGGAGCUGAAUCGUGUUGCAAAAGUGCACAAUACCUGUGAUUUUGUCAAGGCUGACUUCAUGAAAAUGCCAUUUCCCGAUAAUUCAUUUGACGCAGUAUAUGCAAUUGAAGCUACUUGUCACGCACCAGAUGCUUAUGGGUGCUACAAGGAAAUUUACAGAGUACUAAAGCCUGGCCAACAUUUUGCUGCUUAUGAAUGGUGCAUGACCGAUUCUUUUGAUCCAAAUAACCAAGAGCAUCAAAAGAUAAAGGCAGAAAUUGAGAUUGGUGAUGGUCUUCCGGAUAUCAGGUCGACAGGAAAGUGCAUUGAAGCCUUAAAACAAGCAGGUUUUGAGGUUAUCUGGGAGAAAGAUCUCGCUGUGAAUUCACCUCUUCCUUGGUACUUACCUUUAGACAAAAGCCAUUUCUCACUGAGUAGCUUCCGUCUAACAGCCAUUGGACGUUUCAUUACUAAAAAUAUGGUUAAAGCAUUGGAGUUCAUUCGACUCGCCCCAAAGGGUAGCCAGAGAGUUCAAGACUUUCUAGAGAAAGCAGCUGAAGGGCUAGUUGAAGGUGGAAAGAAAGAGAUAUUUACACCAUUGUAUUUUUUCUUGGCCCGGAAGCCACUUUCAGCCAGUGAAUGAUUUGAAAGACAGUGCACAGUGAAGUAUCUUAUUUGCUGCUACUACAGUUGUGGGGUCUGUUGCAGUCAUCCUGAAGAAUAUGUUUUUGGCUUAAUUCCAUUCUAGGGUUUUUAUUCUUUUUUUGUGUUUACUUUCUUGUUGUUGGUGCUUUUUUUGGAAUUAGUUUCAAGUGGGGUUAUCUUGGUUCCUAGGUUAGGCUGAGCCAUUCUGGCUUAUCAUGAAUAUCUCUAUGGCCUUUUGUGGGAUGUUCGUUCUUUUGGACAAUUUGGGUCCGUUUAGUAAUGUUUCUAUUUCUUAUUUUUGGUUUCA
Molecule: messenger RNA, 1482 nt
Organism: Momordica charantia (bitter melon)
Lineage: Eukaryota; Viridiplantae; Streptophyta; Magnoliopsida; Cucurbitales; Cucurbitaceae
Product: cycloartenol-C-24-methyltransferase
Biological process (GO): sterol biosynthetic process
Cellular component (GO): endoplasmic reticulum
Molecular function (GO): sterol 24-C-methyltransferase activity
Source: RefSeq, a predicted model, not a curated record